Stereum hirsutum FP-91666 SS1 is the source of this 2574-nucleotide messenger RNA. RefSeq lists its product as uncharacterized. The transcript is spliced from 6 exons. The record is from RefSeq and is a predicted model, not a curated record. NCBI's taxonomy places the organism in Eukaryota, Fungi, Basidiomycota, Agaricomycetes, Russulales, Stereaceae. Bases 1 to 2574 code for a protein of 857 amino acids.
AUGCCUUCCAUCAAGGAGUACGAACCACAGCAUAGUGUCGACACGAUGGACGUCGAUGACUUGGGUCUGGGGUACCGCUCAUCAUCUUCGUCGGAUCAGGAGGAGUACAUCCCACGUAAAGAGUCGAGGUCUCACCAUAGACGCACAUUCUCUCAUUUCUUGGCUCUCAAGGAUCGUGACGCGAAACAGUUGCACAAGAUCCUCAUUUUGACUUUCCAGAAGCUGGACCAGGAGUCUCAGCGAGCAUCUUCCGCUGAGCGAAAUCUUGCAGCCGCCCUUUUACGUGUCCGUAGCGAAGUUGACGCUCGUCAAGCCGUCGAAGCUGAGGCUUCGCGAGCCAGAGAGGAGCUUGGCAUGUACAAAGUACAACUCGAACAGGCCCAGAGGGAGAUAUAUCGGGCUCAGGAAAUUUUGGAUGAGACGGAGGCGAGACGAAGGGAUGCGGAGGAGGAGGCAGCCAGGGCGAGAAGUCUGGCGAGGAAAUUUAAGCAGGAAAGGGUGAUAGAUCUGGCAAGGGAGGACGGGAGGACGGAAGGCUACCAGAAAGGGUGGCGCAUCGGGUUUGAGGAGGCGGAGCAUGAGAGAAGAGCACGACGAGUGCACGAGGUUUUAAUCGAGGAUGAUGAAGAGGAGGAAAGUCCUCCACCUUCCGGAAUUGAACGUCCCAGGCAUCGUACACGGUCGGCGCCGAGUGCACCGCCGCUACCACGACCUGUUACUAUUAUGCCAGAGCCAGAUUUCGGACCAGAACACAUUCCUGAUGUCGCUCCGUUCGCCUCCGCUCCUACCAUUCCGACCGUCACCACACCGUUCCGCCCUCCCUCACGCACCGCGAGUCAGCCGCGUACGCCAGCUACCACCCCAUAUCGAUCGCACACGCCUUCCGCUCGCCGUGGCUCGACGUCGGCAUCUCGCCCGUAUUCGCCUCAGUCCUCACAGCCAUCCAUCAUCCACCCACAACCCUCGUUGCUGACUCCCAUCGUCAUCCCUGCUCCUGUGGCGCCGGCGACACAGACGGUGCGUCCUGUGCAGCGUCGCGCUACGGCAACACCCAUGCCGUCCGACCGUUCGCAGUCUCCUAUGCAUCGUCGGAGCCCAGUCCCUCCGGAUAACUACAUCCCAUACGCAGAGGUGUCGCCAAACGGGUCUCGUAUCUAUCUUCCCCCUCCUCACGAACUUCACAAUUCCAUGCCCAUGACAGACGAUGGAUACGUGAAUAUCCCGACACCUGUAGUAGAGCGUGUGUAUGAGGACGAGGCAUCCCCUGUCUCUGCACUCCCGCCCUCUAGAAACGGACCGUACGAACCAAGACAAGUGCCUUCGAACCGCGGUGAAGUCAGGACUCGUGAUUAUGCAUAUGGUUCAAGGGGCCCGACACCUGCUCCCGUUCCGGUGCCACCGCCACUAAGGGUGGCACAGGCCCUAUCGACCCAUUCGAGGGCAUCUACGAAUGUGUCGGAGUUUGAGUUAGUCAAUCCAGUGCAGGUACCGGCACCUUCAGUGUACCAUACACGACCCAGGACAACAUCUCAACCACAGCCCUUCUAUACGAACCCUCCUCCUGUCCCGGUACCCAUCCCAGGCAGAGCACCUUCUCGUGGAUCGGAUAGAAUGGCUGAUGACUCAUACCGCAGAGUUCCUCCACCGCAACAUAUCCUUCAGCGCAUGGAGACUCAGCCACAACAGGUACGAAUGGGUGUGCCGAGUUCCGGUGGAUACGCCGCGCCCCCCGAACGGUCUCAGUCAAGGCAGUCUUCGAACGGGAUGUAUACCCGCCCGAGAUACGACUCUGGGGCUUCUACGUCUCAGUCCGACAGACCUGCCAGGCCUGUCCGACCGCGCCGAGCGUCCAGCGGCCCACCAGGAAUUACAGUCGAGCCCCCUUCACCAGAAGGCUCCCCUCCUUCCCCCACGGCCACUGUCCAAACGACCACCGACCAUCGCUUCCUUAGUCCCGAGAUUCAGGCUCGACCACUCACUCCUUCUUUACAUGAACUCGAGGCUGCUCUGCACGAUACGCCUUCCCGCCCUCAGUCUCCACGUCACUACCAGCCACGAGAGCGGUCCCAAUUGAGAGCACAUCCAUCUCGACCGCCUACUCUCACUCCUCUCCAAGAACUUUCAAAUCUGGAGCUUCCCAGGAACGCGAGCUCGUCCUCGAAUGAUUCCGUGCCAACCCCUGUACCACCUCGUUCCUCUUCUCACUCUCGUAGUCAUCGGUCGGAGACCCCUACGCCCUCGCGGCAUGGUCGUCGGAAGUCAGAGUCCCCAUCUUACCAGACUGCUCCCAUCCCUCCUGGCAUCGAAUACCCCACGACGCCUCUCGCCAACGUUUCGAACCUCGCUGGUGCCGCCUCCGGGUCUCCGGGGUCUAGCCGCAGGAGACAAGCAGAGCCUGUCCUGGAACAGACGACCAGCGAGUCGACGGUACAGACAGAAUCAUCGACUGCUACCAACAGGCCCCCGACGCCUGGCGAAUCUCGCAAACCUUCGAAGGACAAGCAUCGGUCCACCGAUUCGUCCGGUAUGACAUUCCCAGGCGACAGAUUAUGGAGGAGGUAUACGAGUCAUUGA